Bursaphelenchus xylophilus (pine wood nematode) is the source of this 1750-nucleotide messenger RNA. Lineage: Eukaryota; Metazoa; Nematoda; Chromadorea; Rhabditida; Aphelenchoididae. The record is from the annotation of a GenBank genome assembly.
AUGCGACUUUUGUUUUUACUAAUUUUGGUAAGUGCUGUCCAUUCAAGACGAUCAUGGGGAACGUGGAAAGUUUCGGAUGAAAAAUUGAAGAUUAUCACGACAUUUGGGGUACAACCUUUUAAUAAAAUUGAGCCAGAGUUAACCAGAGGAUUCCUUUUUGGUAAUGCGACUGCCAAAACCGAUGAGAAGAGUGAGUUUGUGAUUUUUACGUUGAAUACCGUAUUUUAGGUGAUGUUGCUCUUCUAGUGAUACCAGAAACCCGUUUUCACAGCUUCAGACAUUCUGAUUUCUGGCAGUUUUCUUGUCCCGCACUAAUGGAGGUAAGAUUUAACUCAAUUAACAUCGAUAUUUUCAGAAUAUAAGUGGAAUACUCUUCGAGCCGAGGUGUUUACGUAAUGGCAGACGUGGAGAUCACAUGCGAUGGAUUCCAUGCCCUAAGGGAAAAUAUUGCAUUGAUGAAGACAAGCCCUCACAAGUGAUCAAAGGAAGUCAAUUCACCUUCAGGAUCGAUGAACCUUACGUUCCGGAGUACUGGCACAUUAUUUUAGUGGCUUGUAGAUUAGAUGAGAAUUGCUCUUGGGUGGAAUCCGAGAGAUUGGAACCAAUCGAAUAUGACAUUACACUUACGAACGGGCAUCCUGUUUACGGGAACUGGUUGACAAAUCAAUUUUCUUUUGAAGAACAGGUAAUAAUGACCGAUAUUUUGUUUUAUUCAGAUUUAGAAUAUAUUGGAAGUGAUCUUCCUUGGUUUCGUGUGUUUUGGAAUGUUGUCCAUCGUUCAAGGAAGAUCCCAAGUCAAAUCGAAAUAUCACAUUUUGCAUUUACGAAGUCGAUUGCUUUUAUGGAUUAUUAAUCUAGAGGUGCUAAGAUUGGGUAUUCAGUUGUUUAACAUGUCUAUAUACGCUCUGCACGGAUCGGCGUUUUCGAUAUUGAACUAUUUUGCAGAGGUAUGUCUAUCCACUUUUUUAAUUACAUAUUUUUAGUUGAUAAGAAACCUGAGCGUGUGUUUGUUGUGUUUACUAUUGCUGCUGCUUAGUAGUGGCUGGUCGUUGAGGAAAACGGGUGUUUCUAUAAAGGGAUACUACGUCUUCAAUGUCUGGCUCAUUUUCUCCUUUGCUCAUCUCCUUGUGUUCACUUAUGAUUACGUAAGUUUAGUGUUUGUUUAUUUAUUUUUUACCUUUUUUAGGUCUUUAUGGAAGCAGGCCGAAACUACUUUGAUUUUGUGGAUUCGAAGGUCCUCCAUGUCAUCGUUGGACUCCGCCUGGUGCAAGGAAUCUGGUUUUUGGUGGAAAUGAAAAGAACUUUGAGGAUGUAAGUGGGGUAAGUAUUGUUUAAUUGUUUAGAGAGACAAGCCGAGAUCGCUCAAAUUUCCUCGUCCAUUUUGGUGCCGCUUAUAUGGUCUGGUUUACAUAUUAUAUUCUCCUGGUACUGGUUUCCAUGGCAGUUUCUGAAUUUUGGAGGAUAAAAUUUGUUAUAUGUAAGGUUUUCGCAGGUUUUUUGAAUACGUAACUGCCCGGGGUAACUGAUUAUUUUAGCUGUCACCACCUUUGCCAACUUUGUUGCAUUGGCCUGUCUCGUUCACAUCUUUUGGCCUACCAGUUCGUACAGAAAGUUCUUUAGCAGUGAUCUUAUGGUUCAUCGAACGUUGAGUAAUGGAUCUUCGGGAGCUGAAAACGACGAGUAUGACAUGUUAAUCGCUGUUGCCAUGAAUUCUGAUGACGAGGAUACUCCCCACACUCCAUUUCAUUAA